AUGCUCUCGAAGUCACCACCACGCGUGAUGGCCGGACAGUAUGAGAGGGCGAGUGGGGCAGAGCGUAUCCAGGUGGCAGAGUACAUGGCCACUUACGACUUUGCGCCGACAGACUACGCACACGACGUCACAUCGGCGCUGGAGGUCGUACAGACAGCACUUGGCCCAGACGACCUGGAAGGCGUUCUGAACGCCACUGAGGAUGAGGUGAAGGCCAUGUACGGGUCGGAGAGCUAUCAUGUUGGCGACGAGGAGGAGUGCGGCGGGGUGCACGACCACCUCCGCGGUGGCAUAGAUAUAAGCACAAACAUGCAGAUUUGGUAA
Messenger RNA from Phanerochaete carnosa HHB-10118-sp, 324 nucleotides. RefSeq lists its product as uncharacterized. The coding region runs from base 1 to 324 and encodes 107 amino acids. The record is from RefSeq and is a predicted model, not a curated record. Lineage: Eukaryota; Fungi; Basidiomycota; Agaricomycetes; Polyporales; Phanerochaetaceae. The transcript is spliced from 2 exons.